Molecule: messenger RNA, 5179 nt
Organism: Gymnodraco acuticeps
Lineage: Eukaryota; Metazoa; Chordata; Actinopteri; Perciformes; Bathydraconidae
Gene: rab40c
Product: RAB40c, member RAS oncogene family
Exons: 6
Coding region: 978-1817 (279 amino acids)
Biological process (GO): protein localization to plasma membrane; intracellular signal transduction
Cellular component (GO): synaptic vesicle; endosome; plasma membrane
Molecular function (GO): GTPase activity; GTP binding
Source: RefSeq, a predicted model, not a curated record
GAUCUGUCAGCAGUGUUGUUGUACGGUGCUGAGAAGACACAGCAGUGACUAUGAUUCAAUAUAAUGGAGACAUAUGGAGAUAUCAGAGACUGGGAUUAUUGAGUACACCUACAGAGAUUUGGACUGGACAUAAAACUGCCACAGGCUUCUGAUCCCACUGCAGAUAUUGGUGUUUUCUGGAUAUAACGCAGUGAAGUUACAGGAAUCUUUGUCACCCCGGACCAGAGGAAGACAAGGGGGCCUGAAAUUACAGGGACGGCGGUUGAAGUUGAGCUACGGGCUGCGCUAGCUAAGUUAGCAUUUAUCCAGUAACAGCAAGUCAUUUUUAUUCACGGAGAUUUGUAGUUAUUAAAUGCAGUGCCACGUGUUGCAUUGCGUAGCGUAACGCAUAGCGAGUGUCAGUGUCUUCUAAUAUCUACCGUGUUUGAUAACUGCUAACUGCUAAGCUAACUAGCUCUCUGGCAGGGGAUAGCUUGUUGUUCACCACAGAGCUUUUCUUAAAUGGGAAUAAAAACACAGCCUCCAGGUUAGCUAGAUUUUUUGCUAACUAGACAAAUAUAUGAUUCGCAAAGAUAUGUGCUCCUAUACUUUGCAAAGACGCUUAUUAUAAUUAUUAUUCCAGGCAAUAAGCAUGUUUUUCUUCUCUACGUAGACUUAUGCCACCAAGCCAAAAAGAGUUAUCCCGUCCGGAUACAGCUUGCACUUAUUUUCAGAAAUAAGGAUGUUAUCUUUUUCAAGUAGGACAUUCCUUUGAGAUUGGAAGCUCUUUUUGUUAUCUGAAAAGGUGGAAGACUGAAUUUGGAAGACUGUUUAGUUAAGACCGAAAAAGAGGCAUAACAAAGACUUCAAGUUGGUGGACACAACAUUCGGUUCAUGGCAUAACAAGCCUUUGUUUUGGUUCAAGUGUGUAGAACAACACACAAGGGGGAAGUUUACAGUCAUUCCUCUUCAGCCCCUGGACUCAGACGGGAUGCACCAUGGGCAGCCAGGGCAGCCCAGUGAAAAGCUACGACUACCUGCUCAAGUUCCUCCUGGUGGGAGACAGCGAUGUGGGCAAAGGAGAGAUCCUGGACAGCCUGCAGGAUGGAUCUGCAGAGUCCCCGUACGCGUACAGUAGUGGUAUCGACUAUAAAACCACCACCAUCCUUCUGGACGGGAAGAGAGUGAAGCUGGAGCUUUGGGACACCUCGGGCCAGGGGAGGUUCUGCACCAUCUUUCGGUCAUAUUCCCGCGGGGCUCAGGGGAUCCUGCUGGUGUAUGACAUCACAAACCGCUGGUCCUUUGACGGCAUCGACAGGUGGAUCAGAGAGAUCGAUGAGCAUGCACCAGGAGUGCCUCGGAUCCUCGUUGGUAACCGGCUGCAUCUGGCCUUCAAACGGCAAGUUCCCACGGAGCAGGCGCGGGCGUACGCCGAGAAGAACGGCAUGACCUUCUUCGAGGUGAGCCCGCUGUGCAACUUCAACGUCAUCGAGUCGUUCACGGAGCUGUCGCGCAUCGUGCUCAUGAGGCACGGCAUGGAGAAGUUCUGGAAGCCCAACAGAGUGUUCAGCCUGCAGGACCUGUGCUGCAGAGCCAUCGUGUCGUGCACGCCGGUCCACCUCAUCGACAAGCUGCCGCUGCCCGUCGCCAUCAAGUCGCACCUCAAGUCCUUCUCCAUGGCCAACGGCAUGAACGCCGUCAUGAUGCACGGACGCUCCUACUCCCUGGCCAACCCCGCCGGCGGCUCCAAGGGGAACAGCCUGAAGCGCUCCAAGUCCAUCCGUCCGCCUCAGAGCCCGCCGCAGAACUGCACCCGCAACAACUGCAAAAUCUCCUAGUAAACGCUCAGGAGGCGCUUGUUCAGGAUGUUAGAGGAAAAGAGCACAUCCCUAAACCUGAGGAGCUGAAGAGCAAGAAUGAUGGAUAAAGGGAUGGCUUCCUGCUCUCUUAAAGAGCCUUUCCAGAGGAGAAGCCCCACCGGGUAUCAGAGGAGAGCACGGAAAAACAUCUGGGUCUCCACAGACCGGACCCCCACGAGAGUCACUGCUGGCGUUUUAACUACCUGUACAGAACUCUCUCACAAACGUAUUUAGUUCCUGGACAUGAUGCACGCCUCAUUGUGUGUGUGCAUCACAGAGAUCACCUCAACAUUCUUCACCUUUGAUGUCUCACAUUCCCCUCUUUCUUCUGGUUACAAGUCCACACCCAGUUCAUCUGCUGUUUUAAUGACCAGUCAGUCAUUUCAUUGAUCAUUGUGUCUCCUCAGCUGGCUGUAACGGUUCUGUUUGAAAACUCACGGGCGAAUUCACAAAGAAUGGAUUGUGGCUGCUGAUGGCAAAGUCCCUCACUAAAGAUAACACGGCGCUAAAAUGAUCACAGCACACCACCAAUGUUUUGCACUUGAGUGCAUUUAGCUAUUUGUGACAUGGAUCCAAGGCAGAAAGAACAUUUCCAGGCCGUGAGCUGCAGCUCCUGAAACACAAGAUGCAGUCAUUCUUCCAAUGUGACAAAGAGAAAGCGUUUCAGGAUUCAACCACCAACUCUCUGAAGUUAUCAUUUCACUGAAACGGCUUGUGCGCUGAUCUUUGUGAAUUGGACUCUUUUGGCAGGCCUACGAAGAGGCCAGUUUUGUGCCAAGUUUCUGCACAUGACCAAAUUGAAAUAUGUUCGAAUAGCACAGCAGCACAUUCAAACCACUGCGAAAGCGUUAACAAUGACACCUUUCUCUUUGUCUUAUAUGAGCCGCAGAAGUCGUGCAAUCCUUUUUGUGAAUUCGCCCCUCGUUUUGCCUCGAAGCUUAAAACUCUCUAAAGGGAAAUCUUGGCGACAACCUGAGUGAGGGUUUAAUAGCCGGUGUCUUCAGGACCACCUUUAAAAUCGUUUAAAAGACGCAGCCUGAUCCGGAUCUCAGGUCAGGACAUGCUGGUGCGCAGGAGUCCAUUUCUGAAUAUUGCCGUAGAGAUGUCAAUAUAAACACAAACUGCAUUUGUAAUGAGUCCGUUCACCUGCAACAAAGUGGCUUAAAGGAAGAAGAAAAAACACCAAAUUCCCCAUUUCUCUCAGUUUAUUUUCAUGUUUUAUUGUUUACACAACCACUUUCCACGGCAAGGGAUCCAGCGAUGCUUGUUGCCAUAGAUACCACUCAAUACUUUUUUUGUGAAUUUUUUUUUUUUUUAACUCGCAUCCACUUGGAAGAAAAACAGUUGAUCGCCAGAUGCUGCGGUUCAUUUUAUAUUUCUCAUAUGUGUUGAUAAAUCCCAUUAUGAGCUAGUCCUUUCUUGGCCAAAGGGCUUCUGGGAGUUGUAGUCAGGAGAGGUAAAGCCUCACACACUGUUGGAUACAGGCAGAGAUUACUUUUUACUAUCGCUCCUGUUUUUUUUUAAUCUCCCAAAUGUUUAGAGACACCUUCUUCUUCUUGUUUUCACAUUUCACACCUCCAGGCUUUUAUUUGAACUAAAACUCCGCUCCGUCUUAGUGGAACUCAAAUAGCGGGGGGGUGGGGGUGGAAUAUCACUUUAAUUCUCCUGUACUGUGUAGAAUUCCCCCAUCCCUCCCAGCCGUGUUUUCCAUACAUUGAUUAGAGGUGGAGCGAGAGGGAGUGCAGAUAUCUGAGAGGGGGGGGGGGGGUCGGGUAGAGUGGAAUGUCUGCAGUAUUUACAGUAAACAGCGCCUGUGUUUACCACUCUUCUCUGAAUGUCACUCAGUCCCCUUCAGCCUCUCGUCUCCUGCAGUAUCUCCCUAUAGGGCUAAACGACUGCUUUAGCUCCACAUCACAGAUUAUUGAUCAACAUAGUGUUAAAUACUUUAUGAAGAGAAAGCAGUGUAAAGUAGAAUUCAUAUUAAAAGCUUCCAUUAGGUUAACAUUUGUUCCAGAAGACAAAUAGUUUCAAAUCCUUUCAGACAAACCGGAGGAAAAGGGCAUACGAUGGGGAUUCAGGACCAGUGGGAAACGGCAGACACAAGUUGUCAACAUUGUUCAACAGCGAGGAAACAUUGGCUUUGAUUUGUAGGGUUAACGGUGUUGGACACAUGAGAGAAUGAAAGCAGCAUUUCUUCUUCUUCUUCUUCUUCCCUGCCUCUGAUGUACACCUCGCCUCUGCAUGCUGUCCCAUGAUUCAUAGUUACUGAAUAAUAGAUGCUCUUUUGGUAGAUCUCUGGAGGGCUUCAUCAGUCCGUCUCUUUCAUCCUCCUCUCAGCUCCACCUCUCAGCGUCCGCCUCGUUUUCUCGAUAACACAAAGAGUGAGCUGCUGCUGCAUACACUUUUCCCUCAGGUGUUCAGUGUGUUUUCUACGGAGGCCCGGAGGCCAUGGACAGAAAACACAUAUAUAUAUAUAUAUAUAUAUAUAUAUAUAUGGAGGUUUUAAAAAAUAAGGACUCAACUUGGGGCUCAAAAUGAUCAAUCACGAUAUAGUCAUAACGAUAUUAAUACUACGUUCUCUGGUAAUAUAAUUAUUAAAUAAAUAAUGACAUGUUAAAGCCUGUACACUUUUUUUCUCAUUUUAAGUUUAGUGCAAAAAUAAAAAUGAUGGCGAUAAUUGAAUAUCGGCCCAGCGUAACACGCGAUUGAAGCAAUAUUGAAAAACGCCCUCAACAUACGAACAUAUUUCAACGGUUUUCUAUAUAUCAUAAUAUUGCCCGGCCAUAACUCCAGCUUGUUGCCAAGAUUUCCAGAAGAGGUUUCCCUCUCUGUGUUUCAUCCUUGCGGACUUGUUUUGUGUUAUAUUGUACAUCCAGCCUCUGUGUGUUAUGUGAUAAUAACACACAUGUUUUGGUUCCACACCUCCCUUUUGAUUUGUUUUAUGGACUUCCUCCUCAGUGUUUGCUGACUCUGCUUAAUUGUGUUUCUCCUGAAAUGAGUUUCCAUUUUGGACUUUUAAAAAAAAGAAAGAAAAGGAUGGUGGAAGGUUCCGGACCGGAUAUUGUGGAAGUGUUUGUACAAAGGAGCAGACUGUUGUGAUGAGAACAAAAUGUAAAACACUAUUCUGGUUUUUGGCUAAAGCUGCUGAGUAAUCUGAAGUGAGUGUGUGAGAGAAAGAGAGUGUGAGUGUGUGUGUCUAGGUGUGUUUUGUGAGAAUGUUCCUUUAAACACAAAGCUGAACAUUUUCUUUCUUUUUUUAAAUUAUUGAUUGUACAGUUUUAAGGUGAGGGUAUGAAGAGAUAAGACUUUUUCACAAUAAAACUAUUGAAUGUUGGAGUCAA